Sitodiplosis mosellana (orange wheat blossom midge) is the source of this 3486-nucleotide messenger RNA. RefSeq names its product myb protein (gene Myb). The record is from RefSeq and is a predicted model, not a curated record. The transcript has 7 exons. Gene Ontology annotation, biological process: regulation of DNA-templated transcription. Gene Ontology annotation, molecular function: RNA polymerase II cis-regulatory region sequence-specific DNA binding; DNA-binding transcription factor activity, RNA polymerase II-specific. Gene Ontology annotation, cellular component: nucleus. Bases 510 to 3059 code for a protein of 849 amino acids. NCBI's taxonomy places the organism in Eukaryota, Metazoa, Arthropoda, Insecta, Diptera, Cecidomyiidae.
CCAUUUUCUUUUCAAACUGAUGGCAGGUGUGCAGAAACAGCCUACAAAAUAUCGUUGAAGCAUUCUUAUAAUAUUGUAAAAAUAUUUGGUUAUGAAGAGAGAUUGGAUGAAUCGGGAACAGAAGCCAAAUCAAUAACAAGAUUAACGAAAAAGUUGAAUAUAUGUUUUAAAAACAAAAUGAGUUGUUUAAAAAUAUAGCGUUAGGUAAUCUACUACUAUGAGACUUGUAGUACGAGUUUAAAUUUAGUUUUAUGAGGUUGGCACACCAACGUAUUUUGAAUUUCGCUAGGCACGCAUCUCUUUGUGUGUGACUUCACAGUGACAAUUAUGUGAGAUAAGUAUUGUAGUGUCUAACAUAUUUGAGCGUAAAAAGUUGAUUUUUCCAAGUCAAUAAAUGUAUUAACUUUGCACAAAUAUGCAUUGUAACAAAUAACAGUUUUCAUUUGUGAAUAAAGUUUGUAUGUAAAAGUGAAUUGAAAAUCAAAUAACAUUGAAUAGACGAAAAAACAAUGGAACGAUAUCUAAUGGAAGACGACGAGUCAGCCGCCGAGGAUGAAUUGUCCGAAUUAUCAGAUAACGAUGAUGAUGGAUUUGGUAAAACUAAGUCAGCCAAUAAAACCCGUUGGACAAAACAUGAAGAUGCUGCACUCAAAGCAUUGGUUGAACAGUACGGUGAACGAUGGGAUAGUAUUGCCAAGUGCUUGAAAGAUCGUUCAGACAUACAAUGUCAACAGCGUUGGACAAAAGUUGUGAAUCCAGAAUUAAUAAAGGGUCCAUGGACAAAGGAAGAAGAUGAGAAAGUAAUUGAACUUGUUGCUCGCUAUGGUCCAAAAAAAUGGACACUGAUUGCCCGACACUUGCGAGGCAGGAUUGGGAAACAAUGUCGUGAAAGGUGGCACAAUCAUUUGAAUCCAAAUAUCAAGAAAACAGCGUGGACAGAGGACGAAGACAAGAUAAUCUAUCAAGCUCACAAGCAAUGGGGAAACCAAUGGGCCAAGAUUGCAAAGCUACUACCAGGCCGCACUGAUAAUGCAAUAAAGAAUCAUUGGAAUUCAACAAUGAGGCGUAAAUAUGAGUUAGGCGGGCUACCACGACGCAGUAAAAAUAAUUCACUCAAAUUACAGCAACAACAAAAUUCACAAACUGUUCAAUCAAAUACAUUGAAAAAGGAAAACGAUUGGAGCCUUUCCGACAAUUCAAAUCAUUCUCAAAUUGCUAUUUCAACACAAAAGGGUGACUUUUUAGUUGAACAAAUAAAAAAUGGUGGUGGGGGAGAGCAAUCAACGUACUUUUUGUCACCAAUAAAUAGCAACAAGGCCCUAUCAACACUUCGACGAGGCAGCGACGCCUCAGUUGAUCUUAUUGACGAGAACGUUAUCGGUUUGAGUCUUCAAGAGAUUCUGCCUGACAAUAACAAUAUCAAAACCGAGAAAAUGCUGGUCGCAAAUCCACCAAAUAUUUUAAAAAGAUCUAAAUCUAUAAAAAUUCAGAAUGCUAAAAUGAAUUCAACAAGUUCAUCUGCGCUUGGAAAUUGCUCAUUUAUACCUGGUAUCAAGCCAUUAGAGUCCCCAGGAGUAACACCGAUAAAGCCGUUGCCAUUUUCGCCAAGUCAGUUCCUGAAUUCGCCGUCAGUUAAUCUUAAUUUCGAUAGUAAAAUUCCAGCUAGUACGCCAGUCCGCAAAUAUAGUAAUCAAAAGAUUAACGAAGAAGAUGCACUAGUUACACCAAAGCAGACAUCCAGAAAAAUGUCGAAAGAACUUUUCCCGCUUGAACCUCAAACCGUUUCUAUUAAAACUGAAGAGCCAAAUGAAGAAGAUGCAAAACAGACAAUAAACACUCCCAACACCAAGUUAGCGUUGAAUGGACCACGUACACCAACACCAUUCAAAAAUGCUUUGAACGAAAUACGCAAAAUUCAUGGCCAACCAUAUAUACCGUCAAGUCCAAAUGAUUUGGUUGAAGAUAUUACAGAAAUUAUGAAUAAAGAACGGCAACAAGAUUCAACAAUGGACUCUGUUUACGAAACUGAUUCCAGUACAGCAGUUCAGCAUGCUCAGACGGAGAAUGAGCCAAUAGCUAGUAUAUCUAAUCCAAAACGACUCACGUAUGAGGAAUCCGAUGUCAGCCAACAACAGAAAAAAGCCAAAAAAUCUUUAGAAACUACAUGGAAUACGACGACCGACGAAACAGAAGACUUCCCUUAUCUGGUUGAAACUCCGAGUAAAGCACUCAACUCAAAUUCUGGCGUGGCUUUUUCACCACCGAGUAUUGUUAAAGACACAUUGGGUGAUUCAGGAAUGCUUCUUGACACGGAUAUGACAAUAACAAACAGUCCGGAUGCAUCUCAGGUACAUAAUACAAUAAAUAAAAUUAUGAUGCGACAUAGUUGUAAUGUGCAACAACUACAACAACAACCACAACAACGACAACAAUAUCAUCAACAGCACCAUCAACAAGAGCUCUAUUUACAUGAGCAACAGAAUAGAUCUGCACACCUUGUACCAAAUCAUAGUUUUAAUUCCACCUCACGAAUAAAUUCUAUUCCGUAUGAUUAUAAUUGUACAGAAAAAUCAUUUAAUCGAAAAGUCCAAAGAUCAUUUCUCACAAACAUACAAACUGGUGGAAAUAGUUCAUUAGGUGCUAAAAUAAAUAAACAACUACCACAGUUCAAUCCCUACGCUGAUGAAAAUGAUAGCAGUAGUAGAUUUCAAUUGUCAAAGAGCAUUAUCAAUAGAUGUAAUAUUGGCAGCAGCUCAUUUGGAGAAGAUUCAUCGUGUGGAUCAAAUGAAAUGUUCAAUAGAUCCCGAAUAUUUGGAACUGAUCGAACAAAUUUUAUGCAGAUAGAUAGAAUACCAUUUUCCAAUAGAUCACAAAAUGUUAUUAAUUUGCGUAAAGAAAAUUUCCAUACAUUCAAUAUUAGUAAUAAUAUGAUUUUGAAAAACUCAAGCUACAUGAGCUCAGGAAAUCAUGAACACUCUCAAAACUCACAGUUGAUUAAAGAAAAUCCGAAAUUUUUAAACUAUGAUCUCAACGACGAGUACUGGUUAAACUUUGAGUGAGUUAUUAAGAAAUGCGAGGUUAUUCCAUCGUCUCCUUUAUUGUACUUGCAACAUAAUUUACAAAUGGACUUUCAAAACGCGUUCUAUAUGCUGCAAAGCGCUGUAAUUGGAAAUAAUUUAUUCUGGUUCAUAGAAUCAAAACAUAUUUAUUUAUUUAUUCAAAAACUCAUUCUUUUCCUUAUUUUUUUUUAAAACCAAUAUUACUGAAGCUAAAGUUACGAUCAAGUUGAAUAAUGCAAAGGAGUUUCUUGAGUUGAAUGUGUGUAAAUAUUGAGAAUAUCCACAGAAUGAAUAUUCUAGCUUCGAUAUGAUUUCUUCAACUUUUUCAAAAAAGUUAAUUUUUUUAAUAAAAACUUUUAAUUGGGUAGAUCCAUUAAAACAUUAUGAACGACGCAAAUAAUAUGAAAUAAAAAGAAUUAAAUUGUAA